ACAGCAGCACGAGCAGCGGCACAAGCGCGCGUCUCUCUCUCUCUCUCUCUCUCUCUCUCUCUCUCCGCUCUGUCCGUGGCUCGGGAGCGCACCGGGUUGUGCGCGCGCCGCCGAUUCGCCACACGGGAAGGUUUGCGGUUCCACGCGCGGCAGCACGAGCAGAAGACUUUGUUUGUUUGUUUGUUUGUUUGUUUUGAUUUGCUUCUGCAGGACAUAGGCGCGCGUGCGUUCUUCAUCUCCUCAUGGAUUCGGUGCUGCUCUUCUUCUUCUCCUCGUUCUUCUCCUCCACUGCGUCCGCGAUCGGACACUUCACCACGGAAUGCUACACGGUGAACGGCGAGGACUACCGAGGUCAGCAGAACCACACAAGUCUCCACGGAGGGAAGCCGUGUCUGUUUUGGAACGAAACCUUCCAGCAUCCGUAUAACACACUGAAAUAUCCGAAUGGAGAAGGAGGACUGGGAGUGCACAACUUCUGCAGAAACCCAGAUGGAGAUGUUCAGCCCUGGUGUUACAUUGCAGACCAGGAAGACGGAACAUACUGGAAGUUCUGCGAGAUUCCGAGUUGUCAGAUGCCAGGGAUUCUCGGUUGUUUUAAGGAUAACGGUGAUCCUCCUCCUCUCUCUAAGAGCUACCAGACGUCUCAGAAGCUCACUGUGCAGAGCUGCAUCAGUCUCUGUCGCAACCAGAGAUACAAGCUUGCUGGAAUGGAGGCAGGCUACGCCUGUUUCUGCGGCAACGAGCUUGACUACCAUCUCCAUGGCGACGCUCCCAGUUUGGAGUGUAGUCACGGGUGCUUCGGGGAUCAGCACCAGCCGUGCGGAGGAGACGGACACGUCAUCGUCUUCGACACCAAAGUAGGAGCAUGCGGUGGAAACUACACAACUGAAUCAGCCAUAAUCUACUCACCGGACUUUCCAGAUAAAUACAGCCCCGGCCGUGUCUGCUACUGGACCAUCCAGGUUCUGGGUGCAUCAGUCAUCCUCUUUAACUUCACUUUCUUCAACAUCAUGGACCAGGCAGAUAUGGUCGAGCUGCUGGACGGUUACACCAAUCAGGUGGUGGCGAGGUUCGAUGGGCGAAACCCACCGCGGGAAAUUGUUAACAUCAGCGCCGACUUUGUUAUCCUGUAUUUCUACUCUGACAGGACGAACGAGGCCCAAGGGUUCUCCAUGAUCUAUCAAGCUUCCAGAGGACCAGGCAGCAGAUCUCCUGAAGAUAACGUUAUCAGUGACGAUAACGAUGGCAAAGAGGCCACCAGUACAAUCGAUCCACGUUCUGGCAGCAUGACCGAGAGAUCAAACACCAGCAAGAAAGGCAGUCCGUCUCAGAUCCUCUAUCUGAUCACGUCCAGUCCCAAGUCGGAAAACGUAAUGCCAGGUCAGUGGCUCGGCCGGGGCCGGACCGCUGCGCACAGCACCAUGUGGACCAUCUACGCGCUGGCUGCCUUGCUAACGCUAACUGUGAUAGCCAUGGUGGCUAAGCUUUACAUUACAGUAAAAUCUCCCACCAUUCCCUCAGUGAGCGGUUCAGACUCAUGCUCUCAGAGCACCACCUCAGAGCCGUGGAUUAUCUUCUACAGACCCUCCACCAUCUCGCUCUUUAAAAAGAAGCUCAAAAACCAUCACGGUGACCUCAGCCCUCUGGUGGGCAACUAACCACACACACAUACUUACACACACACACACACACACACACACACACACACACACACACACACACACACA
Molecule: messenger RNA, 1727 nt
Organism: Neoarius graeffei (lesser salmon catfish)
Lineage: Eukaryota; Metazoa; Chordata; Actinopteri; Siluriformes; Ariidae
Gene: kremen1
Product: kringle containing transmembrane protein 1
Exons: 10
Coding region: 243-1658 (471 amino acids)
Biological process (GO): multicellular organism development
Cellular component (GO): plasma membrane
Source: RefSeq, a predicted model, not a curated record